ACGCUUAUGGUUCCAACACGUGUUGAAAUAUUUCUCCCUCCUCGCGGUCUCUCAUGACGAAAAGGGUUUAUGGUUAUAAGGGGUUUUAGGGUUCCGAUUCGCAUCAAUCUCGAGUUAGGGUUUUUAAUAGUAGCUGCGAUGUGGGCGCUUCGAAGAGCUUCAAACCCUUGGAGGUACCAUUUUCCCUACAGUAUGGUUGCUCGAGCUUCCUGUGCUAAGUCAGACAUACUGCAUGGUAACUUGAACCAUGAGCACUGGGGUUAUGAGUUAAAUAGCAAUAUUGGUGAAUUCUCUGUUUUACCAAAGAUUUUUUCCUAUGCACCACCUUUUUCUGCAAUGCCUUCUCUGGGGAUCAGUAACUUCUCUUCACAGGCUGGAGCCAGGACCAGUGACAGUGAAGUGGAUGAUGGUUUUUCUGAUCUAGAUUCGCCUACAGAAACUAAUAAAAUUGGCACUAUGGGGAACAAGGAUGAUGAUGAUGAGUUUAUCUCUGAACAAGAAAUCUCAAGAGAUGAGUCAGAAGUACAUUCAGCAGAAGUUGCUGAUAGUUCCCUUGGCUUGUCAGACAGCGAAACACAAUCAAAUGGUGAAAAGGAACCCAGAAGAAAGAGCCUCAUGUCUCCACUUUUCAAGGUUGUAAUGGAAGCUCCACGACAUUCUGUUACUGCUGCUCUUAAUAAAUGGGUACAAGAAGGUAAUUCUUUGGGACGGGAUGAGAUCUCCUUCACUCUGUGGAAUCUUCGAAAAAGAAGGUUUUAUCAGAAGGCCUUGCAGUUUGUGGAGUGGCUGGAAGCAAGUAAGCAUCUCAAUUUUGUAGAACGAGAUUAUGCUUCACAUCUAGAUCUGGUUGCUAAAGUACAUGGUCUUCAGAAAGCUGAGAAGUACAUCAACAUGAUUCCAGAAUCCUUCAGAGGUGAGAUUAUCUACAGAACUUUUCUAGCCAAUUGUGUAUCUACUGGCAAUGUCAAGAAAUCAGAGGAAGUGUUCAACAAAAUGAAAGACCAUGGUUUGCCAAUUACAACCUUCUCUUGCAACCAACUGAUCUUGCUAUAUGCAAGAGUUGACCGAAAGAAGAUAGCUGAUGUUCUUAUGAUGAUGGAAAAAGAAAAUAUCAAACCAUCUCCUUUUACGUAUAAGCUCUUGAUGGACACGAAAGGCCGUACAAAUGACAUAACAGGAAUGGAACAAAUUGUGGAGAGGAUGAAGGCUGAUGGAAUGGAGCCCGAUUUAUCAACCCAAGCUAUGAUUGCUAAUCACUACAUCUUUGGAGGGUUGAAUGACAAAGCAGAAGCAACACUGAAGAAGAUGGAGGGUGACGACAUUAAGGAGAACCGCAAUGCUUGCAAGGCUCUUCUUCCUCUUUAUGCUGCUCUGGGCAAAGCAGAAGAUGUGGGGAGGAUCUGGAAAGUCUGCGAGGCUGGUCCCCGUGUUGAUGAGUGCUUAGCUGCCAUUGAAGCUUGGGGGAAGGUUGGGCAUGUUGAAGAUGCAGAGAAAGUCUUUGAGAACUUGUUGAAGACAUGGAAGAAGCUCUCUUCAAAGUAUUACAAUGCUUUGCUAAAGGUAUAUGCAAACCAUAAACUUCUGUCCAAGGGAAAGGAUUUAGCCAAGAGGAUGUCAGAUGAUGGCUGCAGGAUUGGUCCUUUGACAUGGGAUGCACUUGUGAAGCUUUACGUAGAGGCUGGUGAGGUGGCAAAAGCUGACUCAAUAUUACAGAAGGCAGCUCAACUGAAUCAGAUUAGGCCUCUCUAUAGCUCAUACAUGGCUAUUUUGGACCAGUACGCAAAGAGGGGUGACAUCCAUAAUGCCGAAAAGAUAUUUCACUACUUGAAACAGACUGGGUACGCCGCAAGGAUGACCCAGUAUAGAUUGUUGCUUCAGGCCUACAUAAAUGCCAGAACUCCAGCUUAUGGGUUUAGGGAGAGGAUGAAAGCUGAUAAUGUAUUCCCCAACAAGCAGGUGGCAGCACAACUGGCAGCUGUUGAUGCUUUCAGAAAGACAAAUAUUUCAGAACUGCUUGAUUGAUAAAUGAUGUAUUGUUUGAUCGUUUAUGAUGAUGUGUUAUUUUCUUGAGUCUUACCCAUUUCUUUGUGCACUGGAAAAAGAUUCUGCAUUUUAAAGAGGUCCCCAUAUGAUUAUAAGUUUAUAAUGUUUCUUUGCUUCA
Elaeis guineensis (African oil palm) is the source of this 2161-nucleotide messenger RNA. Its product is annotated as pentatricopeptide repeat-containing protein At1g80270, mitochondrial. The record is from RefSeq and is a predicted model, not a curated record. Lineage: Eukaryota; Viridiplantae; Streptophyta; Magnoliopsida; Arecales; Arecaceae. Gene Ontology annotation, cellular component: mitochondrion. Gene Ontology annotation, molecular function: protein binding.